CCUUCACAUCAUUGAAAGCAGUCUUAUCUGUCUUUGUCACAGAGAAGUACAACUUCCUGGGGAUCAGUAUAGUCGGUCAGAGUAAUGACAGAGGAGAUGGAGGUAUUUAUAUUGGCUCCAUCAUGAAAGGCGGAGCGGUGGCGGCGGACGGGAGGAUAGAGCCUGGAGACAUGCUGUUACAGGUGAAUGAAGUGAACUUCGAAAACAUGAGUAAUGAUGAUGCUGUCAGGAUUCUGCGAGAGAUCGUCUCCAAACCUGGGCCAAUAAGCCUUACAGUGGCCAAAUGUUGGGACCCCUCUCCGAGAAGCUACUUCACAAUCCCUAGAGCCGAGCCAGUGAGACCUAUUGAUCCUGCAGCCUGGAUCACACACACUACAGCACUUUCUGGGCCAUACCCACAUUAUGAGUUUGAUGACCUUCCGCUUUCGGUGUCUAAAACAGACAUGGCAACUAUAGUGAAGGUCAUGCAGCUUCCAGAUUCAGGCUUGGAGAUCAGAGACCGAAUGUGGUUGAAGAUCACUAUAGCCAAUGCUGUUAUUGGAGCGGAUGUUGUUGACUGGUUGUUUUCUCGGGUGGAAGGAUUUAAGGAUCGCAGGGAUGCUAGAAAAUACGCCAGCAGUUUAUUGAAGCACGGUUACCUGAGGCACACAGUCAAUAAAAUCACCUUCUCGGAGCAGUGCUACUACACUUUUGGAGAUCUGUGUCAAAACAUGGCUUCUCUCAAUCUGAAUGAGGGAUCCAGUGGUGGUGGCUCUGACCAGGAUGGUCUCGCUCCUCUUCCUCCUCCAGGAACAAACCCAUGGCCCCUUGGUGGGCAGCCUUACCCAUACCCGGGUUACCCCACCCCUCCGCCAGGCUUUCCUCCGGGAUAUUCAGAUCCCUGCCACAGUUUUCACAGCGGGAGCGCAGGCAGCCAGCAGAGUGAAGGCAGCAGAAGCAGUGGCUCAAACCCCAGCGCUGGCAAAGGACGCAGAGCCUCGCCCCGAGAGAAGGAACACAAGGCACCCUGCUGUGGGGGGAGUGAAUCAGAACUGGUGACAUGGGUCACAAGAAGGGGUGAAAAAGCACCCAGUCAGCUGAGCCACCAAAGCCACAGCCGAUCGGCCGCCAGCCAGUCCCAAUCCGCUUACAGUCACGGCCACACACAGUGCCACCUCAUCCCACAGCACAGCCUUAGCUUCAGCUACAGCCAUGCUCCAUUCAUCCAGCCCAGUCAUCUGUCAUGCGCCCACAGCGAAAGGAGUCACGGCUCUUCUUAUGGCCCGCCGGGUUUACCCCCUCCCUACUGCCUUGCGCAUCUCGCCCCCAAAACAGCCGCAGGCAACAGCAACAGCCCGCCAGGAGCUCCUCCGAUUCGGGAGAUUGGAAACGUCCCACCAGAACUCACAGCAAGUCGGCAGUCUUUUCAGCACGCUAUGGGCAAUCCUUGUGAGUUCUUUGUGGAUAUUAUGUGACAGGAGAGAGUGCCUUCAACAUUCACUUCAUAAGGUUUUGCUACUGACGAUCCAAUGCCUGCACUGAGAAUGUACAAACUGAUGCACAAAUCUAAAGGGAGAGUUCACCUAAUGCUGGAAAUUCUGUCGUUUGCUCUAAACUUAUUCUGUGAAACAGGAAAAUCUGUUUAGUUGACCACAGUUAACUAAAACUGGGAAAUUAUUUAAUUUAUUAAAUUUUCUUCGGCUUACUGGCUUAAUUCAUCAGGAGUCACGACAGUGGAAUGACCGCCAACUAAUCCAGCAUAUGUUUUGCAUAGCAGACGUCCUUCCAGCCGCAACCCAGUACUGGGAAAAAACCCAUACACACUCAUACACUAAGGCCAAUUAAGUUAA
This is a messenger RNA of Danio rerio (zebrafish), 1829 nucleotides long. NCBI's taxonomy places the organism in Eukaryota, Metazoa, Chordata, Actinopteri, Cypriniformes, Danionidae. The record is from RefSeq and is a predicted model, not a curated record.